This is a messenger RNA of Emericellopsis atlantica, 1070 nucleotides long. RefSeq lists its product as uncharacterized. The transcript has 2 exons. Lineage: Eukaryota; Fungi; Ascomycota; Sordariomycetes; Hypocreales; Bionectriaceae. The coding region runs from base 1 to 813 and encodes 270 amino acids. The record is from RefSeq and is a predicted model, not a curated record.
AUGGACAUGUGCGCAGCUCCACCCGAGAAUGAGUCGCAGCUAGUGCAGUAUAAAGGUGCUCCCCGAAUCACCGUACCACCAGCAGAUGACUCGCCGCUCUCGUACCGAGAGGACACUCUUGUGAGUGUAUUCAACGACAUAUACAAUCACUUUAUAAACCUCUUCUACAUUCCUCCCGAGCGCGUCGUUUUCCCCCCUGCAGAAACGGGACGUCAUCUCCUCGAUGUGGCGUAUCUAAGAGAUAAGCUACGUUUGGCGCCUCGCGUUAUUUCACUGCUCGAGCGAUUACCGUAUGUUGACGAAAUCCAUCAUGGCGGCACUAUUUGGUAUCCGAGUGCGCGGAUGGUCGACUACCGCGAUAACAAGAAGGCGCUCGAGGCAAGGGAUCCUAGUUCAAUAAGUUGGAAAACAACGGAUGCCUUGGGAGCCGAGCGUUCUUCUGGGCCCAAUGUUGAAUACAUGAGAUCGAUGGACAUUGCGUUGGCUUUCCCCGACAAUGGCUUUCAGCACAUUAUCUUAGAUACGGAAGCCAAAAAAGAUAGUAUUCGCUUGAUGGCGGACUGGUGCGAGCUGCCCUCAUUACUAAGCGAAGGGCCUUUGGAAGUUCCAGAGCACGUAGAUCACUACCGCAACCAUGCUGGAUACCAUGCCCCAAGCCUUCUGCGGACUUAUUACGAAGAUCUAUUAUCCCUUGAAAUAUACCCGUUUCGUUUGGAUGACAUGAUUGGUACAUACAAUGUUAGUGGUCUGAGUGCGGGAGCUCUUGAAUUACAGCUAAUGUUGCCCAGGAACCACAAACUUUCAUUACUGUGAACAUCCUUCGUCAAUAUUUCGGCUAUCCUAAUAACUUUCAAAGAGAAGCUUGGGCAAAAGUUGUUGACCAAGUCGAAGACAAAGCUUGGAAGGUCUCGGAAAAGCUUGCCGCUGCUCGGGAUCAUAAUCGACAGGUCGUUGAAGAUGAGGAGACAUGGAUGGAGUACAGCGAGGACCAGAUGCUGCAAGCUACGCAGGAGGUUAUUGCGAUACUGGGGCUCACCAGAUCACACCUAACGUAGCCUGUUUUAGUUGAU